This is a messenger RNA of Asparagus officinalis (garden asparagus), 740 nucleotides long. Its product is annotated as 60S ribosomal protein L31-like. The record is from RefSeq and is a predicted model, not a curated record. The transcript has 2 exons. Bases 87 to 452 code for a protein of 121 amino acids. Gene Ontology annotation, cellular component: cytosolic large ribosomal subunit; ribosome. NCBI's taxonomy places the organism in Eukaryota, Viridiplantae, Streptophyta, Magnoliopsida, Asparagales, Asparagaceae. Gene Ontology annotation, biological process: cytoplasmic translation. Gene Ontology annotation, molecular function: structural constituent of ribosome.
CAUCGUGGCCGAUCUAGGGUUUUCUUCUGCGGCCACUAAAGCUCGAGAAUUAGGGUUUUUGUAGGGCAAGCUCUAGGUCGGCGACGAUGGUGGAAAAGGGGAGCAAAGGGAGGAAGGAGGAGGUGGUGACCCGAGAGUACACCGUCAAUCUCCACAAACGACUCCAUGGAUGCACCUUCAAGAAAAUGGCACCAAAGGCCAUUAAGGAGCUCCGCAAGUUUGCUCAGAAAGCAAUGGGCACUAACGACGUGAGGGUUGACGUCAAGCUCAACAAACACAUUUGGAGCCGUGGGAUCCGAAGCGUUCCAAGGCGAGUCCGUGUUAGGAUUGCUCGCAAGAGGAAUGAAGAAGAAGAUGCCAAGGAAGAGCUCUACUCUUUGGUCACAGUUGCUGAGGUACCCCCAGAGGGGCUUAAAGGGUUGGGAACUAAGGUCAUCGACGAAGCAGAUUGAACCUUUCUACCCAAGAAUAUCACUUUAGUUUCAAUAUUUGGCUUGGAAAAUUUGUUAGUUUUGGUAGUUUACGUAUUUGGAUUCUGGUAAUUCUUUUUGCAUUAUCGCUCGCCGUAGUUGUUGCUUAAGUAUUUUUAUCUAUAGCUUGAACUCUUGUACUCUAUAAUGUGUUCUGCGUCAGUGCAUUGUUUGAACGCUUUGUGUCGUGCUUUGAGUUUGAACUUCCAGAGGCUUGCUAGAUGUACGGUCAUUUGUCAGGCUAUUUAUUGUAUUAAAUUCUUGAUCUUA